Cicer arietinum (chickpea) is the source of this 2124-nucleotide messenger RNA. Its product is annotated as pectinesterase/pectinesterase inhibitor. Gene Ontology annotation, molecular function: enzyme inhibitor activity; pectinesterase activity. Gene Ontology annotation, biological process: cell wall modification. Lineage: Eukaryota; Viridiplantae; Streptophyta; Magnoliopsida; Fabales; Fabaceae. The record is from RefSeq and is a predicted model, not a curated record.
UCAAAUAAUAAGUGGCCCCGGGCAUUGGAAAAAACACUGCCUAGAGGGCUAACAUUUUGAUCAAACACACAAAAACAAAAAGAACUUAUCAUAAUAUAAUAAAAAAAAUUCUUAUUUUAAAAUCUUAGGGAUGGCUGAAUUUGAUAACAGUCAGCAUGAGAAGAAGAAGAAGUACGCCGUUGUUGGUUUAUCUUCAAUCUUACUUGUCGCCAUGGUAGCCGCUGUGGCCGUCGGCGUAUCAACCACCGACGAAAUUAGCGGCGAAUCAGGCGGCGACAACCAAUUAGCAACAUCACAAAAGAAUGUUAAAGUUAUCUGUGAUUCAGCAGAGUACAAACAAACGUGUGAAAAGAGUCUUGCAAAUGUUUCAUCAGAAACCACUGACAUGAAAACAUUGGUGAUAGCAGCUUUCAAUGCAACCGCUGAAGAACUCUUAAGCAAAAUCCACAACUCAACACUUUACAAUGAAUUAGCCACUGAUAACAUGACAAAACAAGCCAUGGAUAUUUGCAAAGAAGUCCUUGGUUAUGCUGUUGAUGAUAUUCAUCAAUCUAUUCACACUUUGGAUAGAUUUGAACUUAGCAAAAUUGAUGAAUAUGCUUAUGAUAUCAAGAUUUGGAUAGCAGGUACACUUUCUCAUCAACGAACAUGUUUAGAUGGGUUUGAAAACACAACAACAGAAGCAGGACAAACAAUGGCUAAGGUUCUUAAUGCAUCACUAGAGCUAAGUAACAAUGCUAUGGAUAUAGUUAAUGGUGUUGCAGGAUUUGUUAAGGGUCUUAAUUUGAGUUCUCUUACAAGUGCUAUGAGUAGGAAGCUUUUGUCUGAGGAUGGCAUUCCUUCAUGGGUUGGUCAAAGUCAAAGGAGGCUUCUAGAAGCUCCUCAUGAUGUUACGCCUAAUGUAAUAGUCGCUCAAGAUGGUAGUGGACAAUUUAAAACACUAAAUGAGGCACUUGAACUUGUUCCUAAAAAGAACAAAAUUCCUUUUGUUAUUUAUGUUAAGGCUGGUGUCUACAAUGAGUAUGUUGCUUUGGAUAAACACAAGAGCCAUGUUCAUAUUAUUGGUGAUGGUCCCACAAAGACCAUAUUCACUGGUAACAAAAACUACGUUGAUGGUGUCCAGACUUACAACACCGCAACAUUCAGUAUCAACGCUGCCGAUUUCAUGGCCAUCAACGUCGGAUUCGAGAACUCAGCAGGAGCCGAGAAGCAUCAAGCAGUAGCACUCCGUGUUACAGCAGACAAAGCAGUGUUCUACAACUGUCAAAUGGAUGGUUUCCAAGACACAUUGUACACACAAUCAAAAAGACAAUUCUACCGUGACUGCACUGUGUCUGGAACCAUUGAUUUCAUCUUUGGUGAUGCAGCUGGAGUUUUCCAAAACUGCAAACUGAUAGUGAAGAAGCCAAUGGAAAACCAACAAUGCAUGGUGACAGCUGGUGGAAGGACGAAAGUAGACAGUCCAACUGCCCUAGUUUUCCAGAACUGCCACUUCACAGGAGAACCUGAUGUUGUUGCCUUGAAGCCCAAGAUAUCAUAUUUGGGUAGACCAUGGAGAGAAUACUCCAAGGUAGUUAUCAUGGACUCAGUUAUAGAUGAUAUAUUUCUACCAGAAGGUUACAUGGCAUGGAUGGGAAGUGCUAACAAAGAGACAUGCACUUACUAUGAAUACAAUAACAAAGGACUAGGUGCUAACACUGAACAUAGAGUUAAAUGGCCAAAUGUUAAAACCAUUGCUGCAAAUGAAGCUGUUAAUUAUUAUCCAGAAAAGUUUUUUGAACUUGUUAACUCAACUCAACGUGAUGCUUGGAUUGUUCAAUCUGGAGUACCUUAUUCAAUAGGCCCAAUUGCCUCUGCUUAAGGACAGAGACUACCCCUGUUUUAUAAAAUACUAUAUAGUCUAUGUAGCCAUCCCUCUGCAUGCAUUUGUUCAUGCUUGAAUCCUAACCGUUUUGACAUUAUGUCUUUAAUCAAAGGAAAGUCAUGCAGUAUGUAAUGGUGUUUGUUGUUAAUUAAGUUUCUCCCUUUGAUUUUUCAUACAGUUAGUUUUGUGCUUCGGAGAAUUCUCAAUGACCGAUUGUGGUUGCUGAAUUCUCAUUUUAAUAUCACACUUAUUGUUAGCUA